AUGGGCUCUAUUUCAACACCGAAGCUUCCCCUUAUAGGUCUUUCCGAAUUAGAUGGCUCAAAGCCAAGGACAGGUCGAUGGGACUCCUUGCAAAGUCAAGUUCGAGAAGCCCUUGAAGAAUUAGGUUGCUUCGAAGCCUUGACUGAUAAGAUGACCUUGGAGCUUCAUAAUGAUGCAUUCCAAGAAUUGGAGGUAUUGCUCGAGCUCCCAACCGAUGUGAAGCACUGGUUCAACGUCCCGGAUAAGCCUGAGACAAUGAAUACGUAUGUCACGAGGGUUUCGGAGUUGGAUUCACUGAUGAAGAAGCUGGUUUUGGGAAGCCUGAGCGUAGAAAAAUACGUUGAAUCGCUAGUCAAGUCGGUCAGAUACAAUUUCCGCGUCGUGAGAUACGCAACUCCUGGGACCGAGGAGUCCAAGAAGCCCAGGGCUCUUUGCCAUCGAGACCCAAACUCCGUGGCCAUGCUUCACCAAAAUCAUGUAACGGAUUGGAAGUGCAGAGUAAGGAUGGACGUUGGAUUGAGGUCGCCCCUUCUUCAGCUUCAUCUUUCAUUGUCCUUGCUGGGGAGUCAUUUUACGUGA
This is a messenger RNA of Eucalyptus grandis, 579 nucleotides long. Its product is annotated as probable 2-oxoglutarate-dependent dioxygenase AOP1.2. Bases 1 to 579 code for a protein of 192 amino acids. NCBI's taxonomy places the organism in Eukaryota, Viridiplantae, Streptophyta, Magnoliopsida, Myrtales, Myrtaceae. The record is from RefSeq and is a predicted model, not a curated record. The transcript has 2 exons.